AUGUCAAAUCCACGGACAUGCCUAUUGCGCGACACGUUAUUCGAUCGGUGUACGGAAAACUAUGAAUUUCUCUUCAAUUUCUUCUUCUUGUUAACGGAGAUCAUGAUUUCUGGGUUGCCGAGAGAGCUUGUUUUUCUGAUACUUCAGUUCUUAGAUGAAGAGAAUUUCAAGGAAACACGACACAGGUUGGAAUCGGAGUCUGGAUUAUUCUGUAAUAUCAAGUAUGUUGAAGAGCUUGUUACUAAAGGAGAUUGGGAUGAGUUGGAGAAGUAUUUGUCUCCUUUCGUACAAGUUGAUGAUAAUCGUUUUUCAGUGAAGAUCUUAUUUGAGAUUCGUAAACAGAAAUACUUAGAAGCUCUAGACACAAAGGAUCGUGCUAAGGCUGUGGACAUUCUAAACAAAGACCUGAAAGUUUUCAAAACCUUCAAUGAAGAUCUGUUCAAGGAUAUGACACUUCUUCUCACUAUGGGGAAUUUUAGGGAGAAUCAACAGCUUUCUAAGUACACAGAUACGAAAACAGCAAGGGCUGUAUUGGUUCAUGAGCUCAAGAAGCUGAUUGAAACAAACCCACAUUUGAAAGAUAAGUGUCAAUUUCCUGAUUUCAAGAACUCAAGGUUGCGUUUAUUAGUCAAUCAGAGCCUAAACUGGCAACAUCAGCUUUGCAAGAACCCUAAAUCCAAUCCUGAUAUCAAAACUCUCUUUGUUGAUCAUGUUUGUGGACAACAAACAAAUGUUGCUCAAGCUUCAUCUCACGUGACCAAUGAGACUGUGAAUUCCUUGCUUAGAACAAGUGGUUUUCAAACGCCAUUAAAAUUAGAAGCAGCAGUCAACACAUCAUCUUUGACUCACCAACCUGUUUCUUCAAGGGCUCUUCUUCUUGCUGCUAACACUUCAGAUUCUGAGCAUACCUUGAGGAGAGCAAGGCCUUUUGGGAUAUCAGAGGAGAACAAUAAUCUUGCCACAUCAUCAGGCACACGUCCUGGUCAAACCCAUGUGUACGGCUUACGUCAUCAUGAUGACUUACCCAAGACUGUAAUUUUAACUAUAAAUCAAGGUUCAGAUGUGAACACCAUGGAUUUUCACCCCGAGUACCCCACUGUGCUUCUAGUCGGAACAAAAACGGGUGAUAUUUCCAUUUGGGAGGCUUCUUUGACCAAUGAUCCAGUCAUAGUCAACCGUGUUACAUGGAGUCCAGAUGGCCUUUUUUUGGGUGUCGCGUACUCCAAGCACAUUGUACACGUGUACUCAUAUCGUGCUGGUGAUGAGUUACGAGAUCACCUUGAGAUAGAGGCUCAUAUUGGCAAUGUUAAUGAUAUUGUGUUCACCAUUCGAAACCAGAAGUUAUCCUUUAUAACUUGUGGAGAUGAUAAGAAGAUUAAGGUGUGGGAUGCUGCAACAGGUGCCAACGAACACACCUUUGAAGGUCAUGAUGCACCCGUCUAUUCUGUCUGCCCACAUCGUAAGGGACACAUUCAGUUUAUCUUUUCAACAUCUAUUGAUGGAAAGAUCAAGGCAUGGUUAUAUGAUGACAUGGGUGCAAUGCUAGAUUAUGAUGCACCAGGUUACACUUGUACAAGAAUGGCAUAUAGCAAAGAUGGGUUGAGGCUUUUCACAUGUGGUUUUAGCAAAGACAGGGAAUCAUACCUUGUUGAAUGGAACGACAGUGAAGGUAUUGUGAAACGAACAUAUUAUGGUCUCGGGAAACAAUUUGCAGGUGUUGUGCAAUUUGACACAACCAAGAAAUUAUUAGCAGCUGGAGAUGAAUUUUCUAUUAAAUUCUGGGACAUGGAUAAUAAACAUCUUUUGACUUCUACAAAUGCAGAGGGUGGAUUACCGGCGUCACCGUGUAUUCGGUUCAACAAAGGUGGGAUACUUUUGGCUGUAUCAACUUCUGACAAGGGUAUAAAAAUACUUGGGAAUACAGAAGGUGUUCGGAUUAUAAGAUCCAAUGAUGAUCGCCGGAAAAUGCCAGAUGUCAGAUCUAGAAACCCUGAUGAUAUGGAAGUUUCCGGUGUUUGGAGGCCAAAAGAAAUCACUGAACCUUCACAACUUCGUUCCAUAAGGCUUCCUGAUAAUAUGUUAUCAGUUCGAAUUUUAAAGCUUAUGUAUGCAAACUGUGGGACUUCCAUACUUGCACUUGCUUAUAACGCUGUACACAAACUAUGGAAAUGGGAAAGGACCAACCAAAACAUAGCAGGAAAUGCAACCACUAGUGCUCUACCACAUCUAUGGCAACCUUCUAGUGGAAUUCUAAUGACAAAUGAUAUUAGAGAUGCAAAUCUUGAUGAUACGAUUUCUUGUCUUGCUCUUUCAAAGAAUAGCUCAUAUGUUUUAUCAGCAUCAGGUGGAAGAGUAUCCUUGUUUAAUCUCGCAACAUUUAAGACUAUGACAAGGUUCGGGCGCCCACCACCAUCAGCAACAUGUAUUGUUUUUAAUCCACAUGACAACAACAUUAUCGCCAUUGGAAUGUCGGAUGCUUCAAUUCACAUCUACAAUGUUCGUGUUGACAAGCUCUUGGAAAAGCUAACAGGUCACGAGAAUAGUGUAACUGGGCUUGCAUUCUCUAUGGAUAAAAACAUUCUAGUCUCAUCAGGAUCUGAUGCUCAAAUAUGCGUUUGGGAAACCGAUACUUGGGAGAGACAUACACACAAAUUAUUACAAACUCCUCCUGGAAGAACAACAAAUCCCAAUUCAGAAACCCGAGUACAGUUUAACCCUGAUCAGACACGUGUCCUGGUUAUUCACGAAACACAAAUCGUCAUUUCUGAUCCAUUCAAACUCGACUUUUUGAUGCAGUGGAUUCCGCGACAUGGAAGUGGAGCAAUUACGGAUGCGGUGUAUUCAUGUGAUGGGAAAUCGAUAUAUGUUACCAUUGAUGAUGGGAGUGUUAAUGUUCUGAAUGCAAAGUACUUGAGGCUGAAAUGUCGGAUUAGCCCUUCAUCAUAUAUCCCAACUACCUCAAGGGUGUGUCCACAUGCGAUUGCUGCUCACCCAUUUGACCCGAAUCAAGUUGCAUUGGGGCUUUCAGAUGGCGGAGUUUAUGUUAUUGAGCCUCUAGAGUCAGAUAAAAAGUGGGGGAGUGACCCGGAUGUCAGUUUGGGAUUAGGGAGUUCAUGA
Messenger RNA from Lactuca virosa, 3117 nucleotides. Lineage: Eukaryota; Viridiplantae; Streptophyta; Magnoliopsida; Asterales; Asteraceae. The record is from the annotation of a GenBank genome assembly.